Vombatus ursinus (common wombat) is the source of this 2051-nucleotide messenger RNA. RefSeq names its product chaperonin containing TCP1 subunit 4 (gene CCT4). Gene Ontology annotation, molecular function: ATP-dependent protein folding chaperone; ATP binding; ATP hydrolysis activity. Gene Ontology annotation, biological process: protein folding. Bases 162 to 1781 code for a protein of 539 amino acids. NCBI's taxonomy places the organism in Eukaryota, Metazoa, Chordata, Mammalia, Diprotodontia, Vombatidae. Gene Ontology annotation, cellular component: chaperonin-containing T-complex. The record is from RefSeq and is a predicted model, not a curated record. The transcript has 14 exons.
CUUCGUUCCCGCCUCCGCCCUCCUCUGCUCAGGCGCCGGCUCUCCUUUCUGGAAGCUUCGUGGAGGCUUUGGUCGGAGACCGUUAGGCAACGGGUCGGACUCAAUCCGCGUCCAUCUGGGGCUCUCGAGUCACCACAGAACCGCGCCGAGCCUGACUGACCAUGCCGGAGAACGUGGGUCCCAGGAACAACGGGCCUGCCGGAGGUUCCGGCAAUCGGGGGAGAGGCGCUUACCAGGACCGGGACAAACCGGCCCAGAUCCGCUUCAGCAACAUCUCUGCCGCCAAAGCUGUUACAGAUGCUAUUAGAACUAGCCUUGGACCAAAAGGAAUGGACAAAAUGAUUCAAGAUGGAAAAGGUGAUGUGACCAUUACCAAUGAUGGUGCUACAAUUUUGAAACAAAUGCAGGUCUUGCAUCCAGCAGCCAGGAUGUUGGUAGAGCUCUCCAAAGCACAAGAUAUUGAAGCUGGUGAUGGUACCACAUCUGUUGUUAUCAUUGCUGGAUCUCUUUUGGAUUCCUGUACCAAACUUCUCCAAAAGGGGAUUCACCCAACCAUCAUUUCUGAAUCAUUCCAAAAAGCUUUGGAUAGAGGUGUUGAAGUCUUAACCAAAAUGGCACAGCCAGUGGAACUGAGUGACAGAGAAACAUUGCUAAAUAGUGCAACCACUUCACUAAACUCAAAGGUUGUAUCUCAGUACUCAAGCCUGCUUUCUCCAAUGAGCGUAGAUGCCGUGAUGAAGGUGAUUGACCCAACAACAGCUACUAGUGUCGAUCUUCGAGACAUUAAAAUAGUUAAGAAGCUUGGAGGAACAAUUGAUGACUGUGAACUGGUGGAAGGGUUGGUCCUAACUCAGAAAGUGGCAAACACCGGCGUAACCAGAGUUGAGAAGGCUAAGAUUGGGCUCAUUCAGUUCUGUUUAUCUGCUCCUAAAACAGAUAUGGAUAAUCAAAUUGUAGUUUCUGACUAUGCUCAAAUGGACAGAGUAUUGAGAGAAGAGAGAGCUUAUAUUCUCAAUUUAGUGAAGCAGAUUAAGAAGUCUGGAUGUAAUGUACUCCUCGUACAGAAAUCUAUUCUAAGGGAUGCUCUUAGUGAUCUUGCAUUACAUUUCCUAAACAAAAUGAAGAUUAUGGUGGUUAAGGAUAUUGAAAGAGAAGACAUUGAAUUUAUUUGUAAGACAAUUGGAACCAAACCAGUUGCCCAUAUUGACCAGUUCACUCCUGAAAUGCUUGGCUCUGCUGAGCUAGCAGAGGAGGUCAGCUUAAAUGGUUCUGGCAAACUGCUCAAAAUUACGGGUUGUGCAAGCCCUGGAAAGACAGUUACUAUUGUUGUUCGUGGAUCCAACAAAUUGGUGAUUGAAGAAGCUGAGCGUUCAAUUCAUGAUGCUUUAUGUGUUAUUCGCUGUUUAGUAAAAAAGAGAGCUCUGAUUGCAGGAGGUGGUGCUCCAGAGAUAGAGCUGGCCUUGCGUUUAACUGAAUAUUCACGAACUUUGAGUGGGAUGGAGUCAUAUUGCGUCCGUGCUUUUGCAGAUGCAAUGGAAGUCAUUCCAUCUACUCUAGCUGAAAAUGCAGGCCUUAAUCCCAUUUCUACUGUAACAGAAUUAAGAAAUCGACAUGCUCAGGGAGAGACCACUGCAGGGAUUAAUGUCCGAAAGGGUGGAAUUUCCAACAUUUUGGAGGAGCUAGUAGUUCAACCUUUGUUGGUGUCAGUCAGUGCUCUGACCCUGGCUACUGAAACAGUCCGAAGCAUUCUCAAGAUUGAUGAUGUGGUGAAUACUCGGUAAUCAUGUUAACAUACAGCAUCUGUCUGGUACUGACAUAUAUAUGUUGUGCAGCUGUGGUGGAAGAGUAUUGCCCUGUGGAAUACUUAGUAGUUUGGAAGACUUUGUUUUCUGAGUUCUUACACCUGGGCUUUCCAGUUGUCAUCCAUCUGAAAACUGUCGAUACAAUCUAAUAAAAAUAGUAAAUAUUUGGUUUCAAGAAAGCAGAUUUUGUUGUUAUUCCUGGAAUUCUUCCAAAAGUUCUAUGAAAAAUAAAAACAGCUCUACCUGUUU